CAUUAACUGCUUUUGCAAUUUCCAUUACACUUUAAUUAACUAAAUCUCAUAACAAAAAGGAAUCUCUAUUUGUUAAUCCAGGUCCAGAGUAAUACAAAGUUUUGGUGAGCACACAGAGCAAAUGAGAAAGAAAAAGUAGGAAAAUGGGUCUGAGACUUAAUACAACGCAAGCAAAAAAAUGAUAAAUGCCAUAAAUAGAACUUACAGUAAGUUGAGGUUGCUAGACAAAUUCAAGUGCUUGACCUUAUUGAAACAGUCUAUUAGAUAAAUAGAACUUACAAUAAAUUAAGGUUGUUACACAGUUUUCUUAAUGGAACAAUUUACAUUCCUGAUAAAUGAAUUGCCUUCCCUUAACGAACACAACAUGAGAAGAAAAAUAUCUUCCAGACACAACUUUCUUUAUUUUUGCUUCUCAUCAGACACAAGAAAUAAUUCACAAGACAACCCAAUAUCAAUGACAAUAACAAGUAAAGACAUUUUUCAAGUUUCAACAAUAACUCUUAGCCUUUCACUACAAAAUAAAUACCUGAAUAUCAGAACCAUCAAAACAAGCAAUUACUUCAGCCAUGACAAUAGAAACCUUUGCUGAGGAUGUAAUCUUGGGUCAUCUCUCUCUUAGCUCCAUAGACUCUCAAUUUUAGGAUGCUUGCAGGAUAUAUUAUUUGUAAGAAAAAUAUCCAUUGAUGAAUUCGCAGACAGAACAACAAAUAUAACUCUAAUUUAUCU
Rubroshorea leprosula is the source of this 726-nucleotide messenger RNA. Lineage: Eukaryota; Viridiplantae; Streptophyta; Magnoliopsida; Malvales; Dipterocarpaceae. The record is from the annotation of a GenBank genome assembly.